Huiozyma naganishii CBS 8797 is the source of this 1017-nucleotide messenger RNA. It is a transcript of the gene RSM28, whose product is annotated as mitochondrial 37S ribosomal protein mS46 RSM28. The coding region runs from base 1 to 1017 and encodes 338 amino acids. NCBI's taxonomy places the organism in Eukaryota, Fungi, Ascomycota, Saccharomycetes, Saccharomycetales, Saccharomycetaceae. The transcript has a single exon. The record is from RefSeq and is a predicted model, not a curated record.
AUGUACACGCCGUGGAAGAUGGUACUUCGGGCGAAGUACAGCACUGGUGUCUCGAGGGACUUCCUCGAGCAGUUGCUCGCCAGUGCGAAGGAGGCAGCGGCCAUGAAGAAGUCGCAGAGGCCAGCAAGGAACAACGCCAAGUACUCCAAACAGAAGCAACAGCAGCAGCAUCAGCGUCAAACUAGACUUUCUACGGGGCCUCCGAUGCGAGAGAGGGGCCCCGCGGGGGCGUUCCACCCAAUGACCGCCCCGGGGGCCACAGCGUCGCAGGUGAAGCCAGCGGACCAACCGCAGUUCAAAGCCAAGCGGAGUAAAGGUGCGCCCCUCGCGCAGCAAGAUGAGAUCCUAGACGUGUUCGACGUAGCUGAGACUGCGACAGGCGGUGCUCGUAUCAAACGUACUAAACGUACCGCCCGCAACCAGCGCAACUCCGUGCGGAAUAAGCGCACGGGACAACAAGCCCGAACUGGUACCACAACGUUGUACCACGCGAGGGCCCCCGCCAAGGUGCAGGACACGCGGCUUGAGCUGGAACCGCUUACCCGCGAGUCCCUGCUCAGACACGCGACACAGCUUACCAGCUCUCCACGGGCCAGGAUGUUGAACCUCGCUAUGCACACCCUCAGGGACAGCAACUUCCCCGUCAACAGACCACCGAACGAGGUUCGCAACUCUGGAGUGUUCACCCUCCAAACUCCAAUGUUCGGCAAGUACGUCGGUGCACCUUCGAGAGGCGCCAUUCUGGAAAGAGAACGGCUGCUGUCCAACAUCGACGUCAAAAUGAACCAGUUGGCACUCGACGAGAAGGUCAAGGGUGUGUACCCUCUGCUGGACAGUCACAAGGAGCAAGAUUUCAAGAAAGUAGCACCAACGUCGGCAAAGACCCAGAGAGACCUCGCCCUUAAUAGCGCCAUCGUGAGAAGAAGCCUGCUUGGAAACGCAAGUCUCAACAUGGAUACAAAGAAACUGCUCUACCAAGUAUGCUCUGGCUUGAAACCGAUCAACGAAUUGUUUUAA